This is a messenger RNA of Nyctereutes procyonoides (raccoon dog), 2925 nucleotides long. It is a transcript of the gene TRMT6, whose product is annotated as tRNA methyltransferase 6 non-catalytic subunit. Bases 127 to 1620 code for a protein of 497 amino acids. The transcript is spliced from 11 exons. Gene Ontology annotation, cellular component: tRNA (m1A) methyltransferase complex; nucleus. The record is from RefSeq and is a predicted model, not a curated record. Gene Ontology annotation, biological process: tRNA methylation. NCBI's taxonomy places the organism in Eukaryota, Metazoa, Chordata, Mammalia, Carnivora, Canidae.
CGGCCGGAGGCUCCUACGUCCGUUCGGCUUGCGGUAGUGAGGGUGGACGCGGCGACCGCGGAGGACGAGGGGCGGGGCGCGGGGGACGCGAGAGGCGCUGAAGCGCGGGGAGAGCGGCUGAGCUCCAUGGAGGGCUCAGGAGAGCCGCUGGACCCACAGCCACCGCAUCCCGGGGACCACCGCAUCCGUGACGGCGACUUCGUGGUGCUGAAACGGGAAGAUGUGUUCAAAGCGGUGCAAGUCCAGCGGAGGAAAAAAGUGACUUUUGAAAAACAGUGGUUCUAUCUGGAUAACAUCAUUGGCCAUAGCUAUGGAACCACAUUUGAAGUGACCAAUGGAGGAAGUCUUCAGCCUAAGAAGAAGAAGGAAGAGCCUACUUCAGAGACCAAAGAAGCAGGCACUGAUAAUCGAAAUAUAAUUGAUGAUGGGAAAUCUCAGAAACUUACUCAAGAUGACAUAAAAGCUUUAAAGGACAAAGGCAUUAAAGGAGAGGAAAUAGUUCAGCAGUUAAUUGAAAAUAGUACAACAUUCCGAGACAAGACAGAAUUUGCUCAAGAUAAAUAUAUAAAAAAGAAGAAAAAGAAGUAUGAAGCCAUCAUUACUGUUGUGAAGCCAUCCACUCGCAUUCUUUCAAUUAUGUAUUAUGCAAGAGAACCUGGAAAAAUUAACCACAUGAGAUAUGAUACACUAGCCCAGAUGUUGACCUUGGGAAAUGUCCGUGCUGGCAAUAAAAUGAUUGUAAUGGAAACUUGUGCAGGCUUGGUGCUGGGUGCAAUGAUGGAACGGAUGGGAGGUUUUGGUUCCAUUGUUCAGUUGUACCCUGGAGGUGGACCUGUUCGGGCAGCAACAGCAUGUUUUGGAUUUCCCAAAUCUUUCCUCAGUGGUCUUUAUGAGUUUCCACUCAACAAAGUGGACAGUCUCCUAAAUGGAACAUUUUCUGUGGAGAUGUUAGCUUCAGAGCCUAAAGACAGUGCAUCAGUUGAAGAAAGUAAUGGGACUCUGGAGGAAAAACAGACUUCGGAACAAGACAAUGAAGACAGUGUGGCAGAAGGCCCAGAGAGCCAUCACCCACCAGAACAGGAAACAAUGGAAAUCAUCUCUCAAGAUCCAGAAUAUAAGGAGCCUAAAGAGAGAGGAAACAAAAAGGAUUAUAUUCAGGAAAAGCAAAGGAAACAAGAAGAGCAAAGGAAAAGACAUUUAGAGGCUGCUGCUCUGCUGAGUGAAAGAAACGCAGAUGGUUUAAUUGUAGCUAGUCGUUUCCAUCCCACUCCACUGCUGCUGUCUUUGCUGGACUUCGUGGCCCCUUCAAGACCGUUUGUGGUCUACUGUCAGUAUAAAGAGCCUCUGUUGGAAUGCUACACAAAACUGCGGGAAAGAGGAGGCGUCAUCAACCUCAGGCUGUCUGAAACCUGGCUUAGGAAUUACCAGGUUUUGCCAGAUCGAAGUCAUCCCAAACUACUGAUGAGUGGAGGUGGGGGGUACCUCCUCUCAGGCUUCACUGUUGCCAUGGAUAACCUUAAAGCAGACCCCAGUCUCAAAUCCAACGCAAGCACUUUAGAAUCAAACAAGACUGAAGAGCCAGCAGCGAAAAAACGGAAAUGCCCAGAGUCUGACUCUUAAACUUUCAAAAAUUGCUCUGAUUUUUGUCCUCAGGCAUUAUACAGUUAGUAAUUUGACUUUAAAUGCCAUUACUAAUCGUUUUCUCAUAUUCUGAAAGUAAGAAUGUGUCUAUACACUUGUUCCUGGGAAGAACAAGUAAGCCUUUGUCCACCUCUGACACAGAUAAAUUUGGUCUGUCAGAACAUCGAGCCAAAACACCCAAGUCUGGGGUGUAUGCAGUGGACUGGUAUGUAUGGCCAAUUCUGUUUAUUUCACAAAAAUCCUCUAAGUACUUUUAGUACUCUGAAAAUAUCUUGAGAAUUUAGACCUCCUAAAAAUAUAUUUAUACAAGACUUUGUUUAUAUGUUAAGCUAAGUGGAAUAACACAACAUACCUAAAACUUGGGUACUGAAAGCCAGAAUCUGUGGAAGAAAUUUCUCGUGUUCAUUCCACCGUCUUAAACCGAAGCAAUAUGGCUGUGUGAGUGUGUGAGAUUUACAGUACCAAAAAUGUCCUCCCUGUUCCCUCCAGUGGAAUAAACUUUUUUUAAAACAUUAGGUUUUUUUUUUUUUUUAAUUUUAAUAGUUGACAACUUAGGAAAGUUCUGAGUAUUUAUUUUACUGCUUUUUUUGUCGAUACACAAAGGUGUAGUAGGGUACUUUUUUGUGUUACUUUUCUCAUCCCCUCAUUCUUUGUUCCAAAACAAGUGACUAUAAUUUUUGUGUACUAUUGAAUUAAAGGAAACAGCGAAGGUUUUUUUUCCCCAACCAGGGACUUACAGAGCUACACCCCCACCCACACACGUUUGUGGUUGUUGGUAUAUAUACAUAUAUAUAUAUAUAUAUAUAUAUAUAUAUAUAUUUAUAUAUACAUAUGGAAACAAUGCACUAUCUAUAUGAUCUAUGACAAGUUUAGUGCAGGGCUUAGACCAGUUCUCAUUGCAUUAGUGUCACUCCUUGUCAAAUGUAUUUUAAAGUGCCUUUUUUGGUGAUUAUUAAUGCUGGUUUGUUGAGCUCUGGCAUGAUUAGGUGGUUAGCCUUUCUAAGCUCUGGAAACAUAUAAUCAAAUUUGGUCAUCUACUGCAGCCAAGGAAAGUAUUUAGAGUAAGCCACAGCUCUUGUCUUGCUCACUAAACAUGCUCAUACUGUGUGUUGUUCACAACAUUAUAGCAUAGAUGCAGAUCAUCCAGCAAGGAGCAUCUCAGAAAAAAAAUUACAUUUUCCUAGUAGCAUGUACUAUCCUGAUAAUGGUCAGUGUGAUUGCCAAGAGUUUUGAUUCCUUUUUCUUAAAACAAUUGCUUUUAAAGAAUAAAAGUGUUUCUUAUUA